Molecule: messenger RNA, 1962 nt
Organism: Arabidopsis thaliana (thale cress)
Lineage: Eukaryota; Viridiplantae; Streptophyta; Magnoliopsida; Brassicales; Brassicaceae
Gene: FAD2
Product: fatty acid desaturase 2
Exons: 2
Coding region: 664-1815 (383 amino acids)
Biological process (GO): unsaturated fatty acid biosynthetic process; lipid metabolic process
Cellular component (GO): endoplasmic reticulum membrane
Molecular function (GO): acyl-CoA (9+3)-desaturase activity; oxidoreductase activity; oxidoreductase activity, acting on paired donors, with oxidation of a pair of donors resulting in the reduction of molecular oxygen to two molecules of water
Source: RefSeq, marked reviewed
AGCAUAAAUUGUUAUUUGUUAAUGUAUUCAUUUUUUGGCUAUUUGUUCUGGGUAAAAAUCUGCUUCUACUAUUGAAUCUUUCCUGGAUUUUUUACUCCUAUUGGGUUUUUAUAGUAAAAAUACAUAAUAAAAGGAAAACAAAAGUUUUAUAGAUUCUCUUAAACCCCUUACGAUAAAAGUUGGAAUCAAAAUAAUUCAGGAUCAGAUGCUCUUUGAUUGAUUCAGAUGCGAUUACAGUUGCAUGGCAAAUUUUCUAGAUCCGUCGUCACAUUUUAUUUUCUGUUUAAAUAUCUAAAUCUGAUAUAUGAUGUCGACAAAUUCUGGUGGCUUAUACAUCACUUCAACUGUUUUCUUUUGGCUUUGUUUGUCAACUUGGUUUUCAAUACGAUUUGUGAUUUCGAUCGCUGAAUUUUUAAUACAAGCAAACUGAUGUUAACCACAAGCAAGAGAUGUGACCUGCCUUAUUAACAUCGUAUUACUUACUACUAGUCGUAUUCUCAACGCAAUCGUUUUUGUAUUUCUCACAUUAUGCCGCUUCUCUACUCUUUAUUCCUUUUGGUCCACGCAUUUUCUAUUUGUGGCAAUCCCUUUCACAACCUGAUUUCCCACUUUGGAUCAUUUGUCUGAAGACUCUCUUGAAUCGUUACCACUUGUUUCUUAAACAUGGGUGCAGGUGGAAGAAUGCCGGUUCCUACUUCUUCCAAGAAAUCGGAAACCGACACCACAAAGCGUGUGCCGUGCGAGAAACCGCCUUUCUCGGUGGGAGAUCUGAAGAAAGCAAUCCCGCCGCAUUGUUUCAAACGCUCAAUCCCUCGCUCUUUCUCCUACCUUAUCAGUGACAUCAUUAUAGCCUCAUGCUUCUACUACGUCGCCACCAAUUACUUCUCUCUCCUCCCUCAGCCUCUCUCUUACUUGGCUUGGCCACUCUAUUGGGCCUGUCAAGGCUGUGUCCUAACUGGUAUCUGGGUCAUAGCCCACGAAUGCGGUCACCACGCAUUCAGCGACUACCAAUGGCUGGAUGACACAGUUGGUCUUAUCUUCCAUUCCUUCCUCCUCGUCCCUUACUUCUCCUGGAAGUAUAGUCAUCGCCGUCACCAUUCCAACACUGGAUCCCUCGAAAGAGAUGAAGUAUUUGUCCCAAAGCAGAAAUCAGCAAUCAAGUGGUACGGGAAAUACCUCAACAACCCUCUUGGACGCAUCAUGAUGUUAACCGUCCAGUUUGUCCUCGGGUGGCCCUUGUACUUAGCCUUUAACGUCUCUGGCAGACCGUAUGACGGGUUCGCUUGCCAUUUCUUCCCCAACGCUCCCAUCUACAAUGACCGAGAACGCCUCCAGAUAUACCUCUCUGAUGCGGGUAUUCUAGCCGUCUGUUUUGGUCUUUACCGUUACGCUGCUGCACAAGGGAUGGCCUCGAUGAUCUGCCUCUACGGAGUACCGCUUCUGAUAGUGAAUGCGUUCCUCGUCUUGAUCACUUACUUGCAGCACACUCAUCCCUCGUUGCCUCACUACGAUUCAUCAGAGUGGGACUGGCUCAGGGGAGCUUUGGCUACCGUAGACAGAGACUACGGAAUCUUGAACAAGGUGUUCCACAACAUUACAGACACACACGUGGCUCAUCACCUGUUCUCGACAAUGCCGCAUUAUAACGCAAUGGAAGCUACAAAGGCGAUAAAGCCAAUUCUGGGAGACUAUUACCAGUUCGAUGGAACACCGUGGUAUGUAGCGAUGUAUAGGGAGGCAAAGGAGUGUAUCUAUGUAGAACCGGACAGGGAAGGUGACAAGAAAGGUGUGUACUGGUACAACAAUAAGUUAUGAGGAUGAUGGUGAAGAAAUUGUCGACCUUUCUCUUGUCUGUUUGUCUUUUGUUAAAGAAGCUAUGCUUCGUUUUAAUAAUCUUAUUGUCCAUUUUGUUGUGUUAUGACAUUUUGGCUGCUCAUUAUGUUAUGUGGGAAGUUAGUGUUC